UCAGUUCGCGCUCAGACGUCAUCGGUGGAAAACCAGGCCAGCUCGAUCCACUCUAGCCGUGUCUCGUCUCGUUUUAGUCCGUGAGGUACUCGAUUCGAACCGCAUAUACUCGUCCACGUUCGCCCGGCGAGGAAAAGGGCGAAAAUCAUCGAUUGUAAAAUGAUAUGCUAGGCGAAACCCUACUUCAAAGCCCCCAGUGAACCGAGAUUAAGUUAAAGGCCUAUGGAUUAGUGGAGCUGGCCAAGUGAACUCAACUCUCCGCCUGAUUCCUCACAUGUUUUCCAAGGCAACUGUUUCUUCUGUAUCUGUUUUCCGUUAAAAAUUUAACUACCGCCUGCAAUUAACGAGCCCAAAAGUCCGCGGAGAGUGAACCUAGAGCAGCGCCACCAGGCAACAGUGAAAAUGAUUGUACGCAGUCGAUCCCGCCGUGCCCGCAUGUGGAACAUGGGGCUGCUGUUCUUAAUAUACUAUUGCGUCAGCAUCUACUCCGCCAAAGGAGACACCAAGGACGGACAGGUCCUGCCUCUGGAUGUGGGCGCUCUGGCCGAGGACGCUGGCGAUGCCGAGGCCAACGGAGAGGAUACUCCAGAGAGAAACUCAGAGAGUUCCGUUCUGGACACAACACUGGCGUUUGAGCCUCAGGCGAGUACACAAUCGACUCCCAUUCAUGGCGCGGUUCCCACCUGGCGCCCAAAGCGGGACAACUGCACGCCCCCGGCUAUCGAGCAGUUUCCACAGCCGCUGAUGAAUAAGUGGGCGCGACAGCACGGCGGCCUUAUCCUCCACAUACUGGUGGCAGUCUUCACUUUCUUCGGGUUGGCAAUAGUUUGCGAUGAGUACUUUGUGGCCAGUCUGGAUCGGCUUUGCGAGGGUGAGUCCUCAGCCAAACAAAAAGUGGCGAUCGAUACUUUAGCAUACAAAAUUGAAUAUCAACUUUUCGGUUGUGUAUUUAGAAAGGCAAUCAAUUUUGCAUUUGAAGAAGCGUCGUGGCUUGUUUUUUACCUCGCCAUGACCACUCGUUAUGAUCAACCACUGCAAGCUUUAAUUUCUUCGUGUAUGUAAUGUAUUUAUUAUGUAUUUUGCCAAAAUAUUGAUGGGUAACCCUUUAUAACCGGCCCAGCCACAGGCGAUUUUAUUUUUCGAUCACUGACAGGCACCGAAGUGAUAAUGGUUAUAUGAUCACAUUUUUUCUGGCGAGGUGUGAAUACUGAAAUAUUUUAAAUAUUCAACUAUUUGGUGCAGCAAAAGGAUUAUUAUAAUAUCCGUCACUCGUUUGUUUAUUCCAUUUAAGAGCUAAAGCUAUCGCCAGAUGUUGCGGGAGCCACGUUUAUGGCUGCCGGAAGCUCGGCUCCUGAACUGGCCACUGUGGUGAUAGGAGUGUUCUUUGCUAAGGACGACAUCGGCAUCAGCGGGGUCAUCGGAUCGGCCGUUUUUAACAUUAUGUUCGUGAUCUCUGUCUGCGCCCUGUGCUCGGGUACCGUCUGCCAACUGAACUGGUGGCCCCUGGUGCGGGACUGCUUCUUCUACUGUGUUUCUAUUCUUGUAAUGUUAAUAAUCAUCUUCAAUGACGUUAUAUCAUGCUUUGAGUCCGUCGUGAUGCUCCUCUGCUACGUAGGAUACUGCGUGGCCCUCCAUUUCAAUACGGAGCUGGAACGCUGGGCACUGGGUCUGAAUUUACCCUUCAAGCUACCUAGUAAGGAAGAGCAGUCAGCACUGGUAACCUACAAAAAUGUUCCAGAAGGCUCCUACACCCAAGAAAGUGUCGGCCAGACCCAGGGACAGAAGGCCACCGAUGAUAGCGAGACCAGAAGUGCGAAGCCGCAAAGCGACUACCAGGACUACAGCGAUCCGAAUCCGACAUGGGACCCGAACGCCGCAUGGGGAGAUGAGAGCCAGCCGAAUCCAGUGGCCAAUCCUCCGCCCGUUGACGACUGGGGAAUGGGUCACAGUGGUCAGGAAAACAUGGGCUACCAUGCCGACCAGCCCGAGUCUGUGGUAACAGGCGAUGGUCCACCUGCGGCCGUCAAGAGUGGUGGCCAGGUUGUGUCUACUCAGGCCACCUCGGCCGGAGGCAACGACUACUACAAGUCCACGGACAAGCAGCGAGAACCGCGCCGCGAUCCUCUACUGCGUCCCAUGGAAGGAGGGCUGCCAGCUCUGGUUUCCUGGUACGUGGUCUACCCGAUCCACUUUCUCUGCAAGAAGACGAUGCCGGACUGCCGGCAGGAGCAGUAUCGCAACUGGUACCCCUUCACCUUCCUAAUGUCGAUGGUGUGGAUAUCGUUCUACUCUUACUUUAUGGUGUGGAUGAUCACCGUGAUUGGGUCCACGCUUGCCAUUCCGGACACCGUAAUGGGUUUGACGUUUGUGGCCGCUGGCGUGUCUGUCCCGGAUGCCCUAAGCUCAAUAGCCGUUAUCAAAGAGGGCUUUGGCGACAUGGCCGUGUCGAACGCUAUAGGCUCGAAUGUCUUUGAUAUACUAGUGUGCUUAGGUCUUCCCUGGUUCAUACAGACGGCCAUCAUUAAGCCCGGCUCGCACGUCAACGUAAUAUCCAAGGGUAUGUAUUGCUUGCGUGUCUAUCUACCUUGUAGUCAUCGUCGUGUGUCCUUGGCAUGAGAGUCCUAGGCCAAGUAGCAGCGCUCGUAAUACCGUUCAAGUCUAAUCCUUAGGUGCUAUUUCCCUCUCCUGUCUGUUUUCCAAACAAUUUCGAUUUUCAGGACUGGCUUACUCCACGCUGUCGCUCUUCUCCACCGUCGUCUUCUUAAUUCUGUCGACGCACUUGAACGGAUGGAAGCUGGACAAGCGACUCGGCAUAAUUCUUAUGGUCUGGUAUUUGUUCUUCAUCACACUGGCGUCGCUUUACGAGUUAAAUGUCUUCGGCUACAUGAACCCACCCGAGUGCCCCAGCACCUACUAAGAUCAGGACGAUAACAGCAGUGGAUCUACAUUCUCAUUGCCUGCACCAAGUUUCGAAUUCCAUACUUACAUUUACGUACAUGUAGAGUUGUCCUAAGCUGCAGCUAAAACAAACCAAAAACACUGGAAAACGUAAAGAAAACGAAAAAUUAGGAGUAAUAUUUACCUAACGUUAAUUAGAUGACAAAUUUAAUACUCAAAUCCCGUUUUACAUGGAUUUUUACAUUGCACCAAAAGAAUGACAAACCAAAAGACAAAUAUUAUAAAUGUAAAUGUAUACUAUAUUUAUUAACACGUAUUUUAAGGACACAUAGGAAAAUGAAAACAAAUAAUGGUGUAAUUUCUUUAUCAUUGAUAAAUUUUUUCAAUCUUCGCCAUUAAAUUGAAAUCACAUUAAACAAAAGAUCGUUAACUUCAAAACAAAGCACGUCUUUGUGGGCUACAAUUCUUUUAAACACCAACGUCUUCUCUUCUCUUCCAUUCCAUUGUCUUCUUAUCAUUGCAAAAUAUAUAUAUAAGUUAAUUUGAUGUUUUAUUAUGAAACUCAUGAAUAACGCAUAAAAAAUUAAAGGAAGAGGGACAAAAUCCGUAAAUGAUUACUGUUAUCAUCUUCAACGACAUAAAAAGAGUUUUAAAAUUUCCGAACUUUUAAAAUGGAUUCGCAAUUUUGAGGAAAUUACACAUGAAUAUGUAAGAAAAGAAAAUUAAUUGUAAAGCGAGAUUACAACUGUAGAUAGGAAGACAAAUGUAUGUAAUUAAAAACAAAGAACAACACAAAGUAGCUAUUGCAGAUAAGGGUUUUAAUUGACAACGCAAUAUGGCCCACACCACAAUCAAAUAGUUAUGUGACUUAUUGUAAAAUCCCAAAUAAGAAGACUUUACUCGUUGAGUUUUUGU
Messenger RNA from Drosophila melanogaster (fruit fly), 3813 nucleotides. RefSeq lists its product as uncharacterized. Gene Ontology annotation, cellular component: membrane. The record is from RefSeq and is marked reviewed. Gene Ontology annotation, biological process: potassium ion transmembrane transport; sodium ion transmembrane transport; transmembrane transport. The transcript has 5 exons. The coding region runs from base 436 to 1062 and encodes 208 amino acids. Lineage: Eukaryota; Metazoa; Arthropoda; Insecta; Diptera; Drosophilidae.